Molecule: messenger RNA, 696 nt
Organism: Zasmidium cellare ATCC 36951
Lineage: Eukaryota; Fungi; Ascomycota; Dothideomycetes; Mycosphaerellales; Mycosphaerellaceae
Exons: 1
Coding region: 1-696 (231 amino acids)
Source: RefSeq, a predicted model, not a curated record
AUGACGACUGCCACCAGAGACCUUUACCAUGCGAGCGUCAAGCUGCCCAAGAUCCACACGUCAUACCAAAUAACAGUCUCGCGGCCCUCAGCGUCACCACUAUCCACAUCGACUCGACCCUCCGCGAUGCCGGUUGGCACUUCUCGAGAGCUUCCCAUGCCGACGGUGACCCGUAUCACCAGCCUUGGUCAAGCACAAGCGACACUACAACACUGCUCGACCAAACUUUCCAAGUCAUGGCAGAACAACCCUGCGAGGAACUCGCCGCCAGGCUCUCCUCUGGAUGCCAGCGACAAGCGCCACUUCCAACAGUGGCUCGAUCAGUGGGAGCAAGCAUUCACGGCAUACCUUUCAUAUGCGAUGCCGACAAUGAAAGGGGACGAAAUAUCUCGUUCGCGGAUCCUCAAGGCAAAUCAUCUGUCUUGCGCCAUCCUCGCAUCAGAUCGUGGCCCACAUCCAUCUGCCUAUCAGGUCUUCGACGCCGAGUUCCAAGCAAUCGUCGAGCUUGCCGGUGCAGUGGUUCAGUCAAGACCGCAAAAGUCCGAUCGGUCGUCCACCGAGUCUCCAACAGAAGCAGGUCCAGCUUCCAGCUCGCUCGAUGUCCGAGAGCCGCUCUAUGUUGUUGUAGCUCGCUGCGAUCGUGCUUCAACCCGGAACCAGGCCUUGGAAUUGUUGCGAAGGAUUAGUGCUCGCUGA